AUGGUGGUCUUACUCCACGUCAGGCACGCUCUUCUCCAGCAACGCUUCUUUGAGUGCAAGUUUGCGGAAAAUGAGCCUCUCAGCUCUGUCAAAGAUCAAAUCUAUAAGAUGACUGGGACAAUGCCACAGCAUCAGGUGCUUCGACUGAGAGUAUCAGAUGACCGGGUGAUAGAUUUAGGAGAUUCAUCUUCUUCUCUUUCAGAUUAUAACGCCAGAGAUGGGAUGGAGCUUCUAGUGGACGACACUAACCCGCUCUCUAUCGCUCGAGAAGCAGGCUUAAGCGAUCUUUCUCAGAUAGAAAAGUACGUUAUGUCUGAUGAAGUCUAUGACAAGCUAGACGGGACCGUGCGCCAGUAUCUCCGAGAGAAAUUCAAGAGUGACCCAGAGUACCGUAAGCAAGUGCUAGAUGCGCAUCGCCAGAGACGAAAAGAGGUAGCCAUGGAGGCAGAAGCUCUAGAGAAGAUAGGUGUUGGGAUGCGCUGUAGACUGUCUGGAGAUAGGCGCGGGGAGGUGGCGUUUGUAGGCCCCGUUCCUUCUUUAGGGAAAGGACACUUUGUCGGAGUCACCUUGGACGAACCAGUGGGUGACAGCGACGGGACUCAUGGAGGCACUAAAUACUUCAACGCACAGAUGAAAUAUGGGGCGUUUGUUAAGCCAUUGUCCGUUGAAGUUGGCGACUUUCCUGAGUUGGGUCUAGACAGCUCCAUUUCGGACCUGUAA
Messenger RNA from Giardia duodenalis, 720 nucleotides. Its product is annotated as Tubulin specific chaperone B. Gene Ontology annotation, cellular component: microtubule plus-end; cytoplasm; nucleus. Bases 1 to 720 code for a protein of 239 amino acids. Gene Ontology annotation, biological process: cytoplasmic microtubule organization. The record is from RefSeq and is a predicted model, not a curated record. Gene Ontology annotation, molecular function: microtubule plus-end binding. Lineage: Eukaryota; Fornicata; Diplomonadida; Hexamitidae. The transcript has a single exon.